Molecule: messenger RNA, 2079 nt
Organism: Cyclocybe aegerita
Lineage: Eukaryota; Fungi; Basidiomycota; Agaricomycetes; Agaricales; Hemipholiotaceae
Source: the annotation of a GenBank genome assembly
AUGAAAAUAGUAUCUUUGUAUAGUCGUUUCAUCUCGUGUCUUGCAGUGGCAAAUGCCGCUGUCACCUGGACCGCGACGCCCUUCUCUCCUCCAGCCUUCCCGCUGGCAGUGCGUUCGCCGUAUCUCUCAGCCUGGCUGCCGCAGGGAUCUGGUGCCGCUCUGAACGACGUUUGGCCCACUUUCUGGACUGGUCAGAUCCUUGGUUGGGCGGGCUUCGUGAAAGUCGAUGGGAGUGCAUUUAGUUUCCUUGGUGCCCCGAAUGUUCCUGGAGCAGCCUUUAAUAAAGCCGUUCAGAAAUCGUCAAAGUUCACAUCUACGCAAAGCGUCUUUGUUCUUUCGGCAGGGCCGGUAAACAUCACGAUUACCUUCCUCAGCCCAGUUGAGCCGACAGACCUCGUCAAGCAAUCGAUUCCCUUUUCUUAUAUGGCAGUCUCAGCAGCCUCUACCGACGGAGCACCCCAUUCUGUCCAAGUCUAUUCAGAUAUCAGCGCCGAAUGGGUUUCAGGCGACAAUUCACUCAUCGCGAACUGGAGUACGACCACGGGUAGCAUCAUAACUCAUCAAGUGCAACUUGCAACCCCAGUGCCGUUCUCAGAGAUCAACGACCACACGCAAUAUGGCUCUGCUUUCUAUUCCACUCCGAACACUGCGAGUGCAACCUUCCAAUCAGGCGCUGACGUCGUGGUUCGAGCGCAGUUCAUCAACAGUGGCGCCCUUCCCAAUACGAGAGACACCAACUUCCGCGCGGUUUCGAACAACUGGCCUGUAUUCGCCCUGGCGCAUGACCUUGGCGCAGUCACAGCCUCGACUGAACCUGUGGUAUUUUCUGUUGGGCACAUCCGCGACCCAGUGAUACCAUACAUCGUUGCGAAUGGAGCGAUUCAACAGAGGCACUUAUACGCCUGGAGCCAGUUCUCCAGCCCAGCCGACAUAAUCUCGUCUUUCUUGGGCGAUUACAACAACGCACUCGCCAUAGCCCAAGCCUUCGACGCGAAAGUGCAGAACGACGCCAACAAGAUCUCAGCGGACUAUACAGGAAUCGUAGAGCUUUCGAUACGGCAGGCAUUUGGAACCAUCGAAUUCACCAUCUCCAAAAACGCCAAUGGAUCGUUCAACGCGAAUGAUAUUCUUGUAUUGAUGAAAGAGAUUUCUAGUAAUGGAAACAUGAACACCGUCGAUGUUAUUUUCCCUGCCUGGCCCCUUUUCUUGUACACGAACCCAGCGAUCGGGAAAUAUCUGCUUGAGGCGUUGUUCAGGUACCAAGCAACGGGACAGUAUCCUAACAAGUUCAGCAUCCAUGACCUUGGCGCGAGGUACCCGAAUGCUACUGGCCAUAAUGAUGGAAAUGACGAGCACAUGCCUGUCGAAGAGAGCGGGAAUAUGAUCAUCAUGUCAUUGAGCUACGCCGAAAAGACCGGAGACCACUCGCACAUUCAGCAAUACUCGGCCUUGCUUGACCAAUGGACCCAAUUCCUUAUCGAAGACUCCCUGAUCCCAGCGAACCAAAUCAGCACAGACGACUUUGCAGGCCCACUAGCCAACCAGACGAACCUCGCCAUCAAGGGCAUCAUCGGUAUUCGAGCUAUGGCGGAGAUCGAGAAUAUGCUAGGAAACACUGCGAAGGCGGCGAAUUAUUCUGCAAUUGCGAGUGACUACGUCAGGCAGUGGCAAACCCUGUCGGCGUCGUCGUCAGGCCAGCAUCUGACGCUCUCAUACGGCAACUCCUCGAGCUGGGGCUUGUCGUACAACCUUUUCGCUGACAAGAUGCUGAAGCUUAAACUCUUCCCCGAGUCGGUGUAUGCGAUGCAAACGGCUUGGUACAAGACAGUCGCUCAGCCCUUUGGCGUGCCGCUGGACACUCGGCACACGUACACGAAGUCUGAUUGGGAGAUCUGGACCGCCGGGAUCAUGACGGACACGGCUGGACGCGACUUGUUUAUCGGCGCGGUGAAGAGAUGGGCGUCGGAUGGGCUGAGCUCGCAGCCCUUUGGCGACUGGUAUGAGACGACGGACGGGCGCCCACAGGGGUUCCGUGCGCGUCCUGUCGUCGGGGGACAUCUUGCACUGCUUGUGCUCUGA